Molecule: messenger RNA, 3522 nt
Organism: Mycena indigotica
Lineage: Eukaryota; Fungi; Basidiomycota; Agaricomycetes; Agaricales; Mycenaceae
Product: Zn(2)-C6 fungal-type domain-containing protein
Exons: 13
Coding region: 1-3522 (1173 amino acids)
Biological process (GO): DNA-templated transcription; regulation of DNA-templated transcription
Molecular function (GO): zinc ion binding; DNA-binding transcription factor activity, RNA polymerase II-specific; DNA binding
Source: RefSeq, a predicted model, not a curated record
AUGCCCACAGACGGAGAGGGCCAUUUUUUCGCGGUCGACACCUCUCCCAGUGACGCCGAGCGAGUGGUGAAGGUAGAACAAGCCCAGGCGGCUCACCCGACCCGUUCUGGCUUGAAUCUUCAGCAACCACAAGCCUUGUCAUUCCCAUUCGCCUCUGUCUCGCGCGACAGUGCUCAAUUUCGGUUCGGUUUACCUGCGACAGCGUCUAGGACGGCCAGUCAACACAGCGGCCACUCUACACCAGCAAUGUCGGCGUCAGUCAGUGCAGGGCUCAACUGGCCUGCUGGGACACCUUCUUACACAAUUUCUGCCCAAGACUACGACGAGGAAGACGACGAAGGGCUCGAUGACACACCUUUCAAUGCCAAGGGUGGAAAAGACAAGGCCGUUAGGCGUCGAAGUAGUAAGGCCUGCGACCAAUGUCGCAAAAGUAAAUGCAAAUGCGAGCGGUCAACACCGGAGGGUCCUUGUCGCAACUGUACUGCACUCAAAACAGGCAAAACCGUAGAUUGUACGUUUCUUGGUCCAUCACGCAAACGUGGUCCACCAAAAGGCUACAUUGAUGCGAUAGAGGCCCGUCUCCAUCAAACCGAGGCUCUUGUUGGCAUUCUCCUUGCGGCUGGUGGUGUUCGUAUUCUCAACGAAAAUAUCGACGCACGCGGAAGACAGGUGACCAGGCAUGGGAUCGAUGAACGAGCCAAGGAACUCAUGGCAGAUAUGGCAGAGGAUCCCGUUGCAAGGGCAAUUCUUGUGAGAAUCGAUCAGAGUGCCUAUGGACCUUCAGGACGAAGCGGUAUGGUCUCUACUGGUUCUGCAAGUGGAAGAGGCAGUCCAGUUGGCAAGAUACGAGGCAAUGGAGCAAGUUCUGAAGUUGGUGAUCUCGGGAGCAUGCACCCGUCGCAUGAAUGGAUGGAUCGGGUCACCGAAUCAUUGCUUCGGCGGGCUCAAACACGACGCGAAAAGCAAGAGCAACAAUCUACUACUUCACCCCACUCGCCGACUCGUCACCCAGAUGGGUUGUCUCCAUAUGGGUAUUCUUAUCAGCAAAUGCCCCAUUCUCAGCCCCCGCAACGGCCUGCCAUUAUAACUGCUCUCAACGAGACCAAUAGGCAUCCCUACCCCCAUUCCGCUGGCCCGCUUGGUGACAAACGAGUGCAUUCUGCCGGUGCAGACGCUCCUUCAUAUUAUUCAAAGCAUUUGCCUUUGUCGGCCGCUGUGGAUGGUCGUCCCAUGCCAUUCGAUGCUGGUGGAAACGCAAGACGAGUGAGGAGGAGAGUGGGUGGUGGAGUGGAAACAGGGGCAUAUUACAGUGCCCGACCGACCUCUCCCGAAGCAUCGGACAGCGACUCUGAUCUUGAUUUGGAUAUUCCAGAACAGGAACAUCGAAGUCGAGAACGCGAGGCCUCGAGCUCCCGUCUCCGAAGACAAGAUUCAAUGGCGACAGGCUUGGCUGGAGCUGUUGGACAACUGAGUCUGAACGAAGACAAAGAAGUGCGUUAUCAUGGCAAGGCAAGCGGAUUACAUCUGCUUGCGCGACAUCCUGUGCCUUCGUUGUCUCAGGAGCAAGAGGUCACUGUCAAGCGAGAGGAAGACGGCCAGAAUGCGGGCGGUAUUUGGCGGUUUCCGAAAGCCAGAGUAUGGCCUGCGGCUCCACCACCAGAAGAAUGGGAUGCUGAUGGUGUUAUCAAUGGGGACAAAGACGGACUACCUCCUCGAGAUGUUCAAGGAUCAUUGCUUGAGCGUUACUUUGCUCAUGUUCACCCAAGCUUCCCUGUGAUCCACAAACAAUCGAUCAUGGAGGCCUUCUCGCGAGGCGAAGGUCCACCACUCCUGUUACUUGCAAUGUAUGCUCUAGCGGCGCGACACGCUCCACAACCAGCUCACGAGGAAAUCGAAGCUCGUCAAUGCAUGUGGCCUGCUGGUGACACUUUCCUGUUCCGCGCUAAGACGCUACUCGACUCCUCCUAUGCCUCGUCUCGAGCGAGUACAUGCGCUGCAUUACUCCUCUUGGGUUUUCGUGAGAUCGGCAUUGGUGCUAUGGCUCAGGCAUGGACAUAUAUCGGGAUGGCUGUGAGAAUGGCACAGGAUUUGGGGCUGCAUCGUGAUGCUGAUGGGUGGGUCAGGGCGGGAGUCAAGGUCGGGAGAACCGCUGCAAUGGGUGGGGCCGUUGAAGGUGGUACUCCACUCUCAUCACAUGAUGAUGACCGGGAACCUUCUCUUGAACAAGACGAUGGACGCCACCCGAAGGACGGCAAACUGUUUGCUGCCUGGGAGAUUGCCGAACGCAGGAGGAUCUGGUACGCUUGCGUUAUCAUGGACAAAUAUGUCAGCACAUAUAUCGGUCGUCCACUGUCGAUUUGCGAGCGUGAUUACGAUACAUCACUACCCAGCGAGUCUGAUUGCGAGGAAACAGAGCAAUGGUAUACUUCAUCAGAAGCACCUGUACAAAUGCCCCCACGACCUGGUCAUGUUAUUUCUUGCUUCAAUGCGUCCGCUCGUCUUUCCACGAUCCUCAGCCAAAUGCUCCAGUCCAUUUAUGCCCUUCGACCUCAAGGGAGUCGACACGCGGAACUUGUGGUGCUCGAUGGCGAUCUAGAAAAGUGGCGUCUUGCACUCCCUCCGCAUCUGCAGUACGAUCCAGCUGUCCGAAUGAGUGCUGCCGAAGUGCCUCUUCCACCAGUUCUAACCCUACACAUGCAAUAUUGGUGUGCUGUCUUGCUGCUUUACCGACCAUUUAUUCGUCACAACAAGACCAAAAGCCCACUUCUGGACGAUAGCGAUUCACGUGGCCACGCAGAAAAAAGCUACGAGCUUUGCGCAAGCGCUGCGAAUCACAUCACCACCAUCGCAACGUUGUAUUCCGAAACCUACACGCUCAAACACUGUGCCGUCUUCUUGUGCUACUACACCUUCACUGCCAGCAUCAUGCAUGUCACUUCUCUUUUUCUAUAUUCGAAAGAUCCGCAGGCGAGGAUGGGGCUCACCAAGUGCAUGGAGGCUUUGCGAGAAAUGGAGAUCAUCUGGCCGGCUGCUGCGCGGGCUCUCGUGUUACUUCGUGGCGCCCAAACUUCUCUGGUUGAUGUUGCUUCCGAGAUGGACGUCAGCGCGCAUCAAGUUGGGCGAAAACGCUCUGCCACGCAAACGUUGGAUGAUUCCUUUGCUGGAAGAAGCGAUUCAUUUGUUGCCAGUCGACCGUAUGACGAAGUCUACGACAACAACAAUCAUUAUACGAUCCCAUCUCGAGAGUCGUUCUAUGCGCCACCCUCAAACUCGAGUUUUCAGCGGUGGCAGCCUUCUGAAGAAUUGACGUUUCAAGGUGGUGAUGCUGGGCUUUCGACUGCCGUUAUGGGACCAACUUACAGUACCGGCUUGGUUGACGAACGAUCCCGUCAGCCGAGAUAUCCUCACCAACCGCCAACACAACAAUAUUGGGCGUAUUCGGAGCCGACCUAUGCGACUUCGUUGCACCAUUCCGCUACCGAAGACCCACAAAUGUACCAACCUUACAUGUACCGGCAAUAA